CGUUCAACGAAACCUCAAGUUACAAAGACACAGAGCAUUAAAUUAGCAAAAAACCUGUUUACUAUGGAAACUGCUGCAGUGGCAACUGAUGUCAAAGAAUUUGAUAGCUACGAGGAUCGACUAUUUUUACUCAAGGGAACUUUAAAAAACUUGACCUGUGACAGUGUGAGCUUUGAAAACGAGCAAUACUUUAUUUUGAAAGUAACUAAUUCAGUUGCCUCAAAGAAUCAAGAUCUUUUCAGUAUCGCUGCGGAUCUUUUACAGCAUAUAAGAUCCACAUCAGAAAUCCAGUGCCCGGUUCCACAGCCUUCCAUAUUUGGCACCAAAAAUGUCCUAUGCAAGUUCGGAGAAACUGGAAAUGUUUCAGGUGAAAUUGAUGUACUUUMUUCUMAAUACGACGGCAAAGAGAUCAAGGAUGGAAUGGAAGCUGUUUCAAUCGAAGAAGAUGUCUGUGCCGUUCAGCUAAUGAGUUUUGUACCAGGAAAAAYUCUGUGUGAGGCAACGGUGGAAUGGGGAAACGAUUUGCUUGUGGACUUUGGCGCAAAGAUUGCAYAUUUGCAUAUAAUACUUCAGGAAUAUAGUAAAACCAACGCAUGGGUUUCAGAGGUCCAGCUGCAACAACCAAACCAUCAAUUAACCCUAAUGAAAACCCACAAUACUUUGCAGCUCUAUAGCUAUGCACUUAACAAUAAACAACAGCAAAUCCAAGUGGAAGAGAUAGCCAGACGUUAUAAAACAGAGGUCCAGGAAAAAAUUCAUUCAACAAGUUUCGAACUUCAACUCAUUCAUGGUGAUUUGACGGGUCGAAAUGCAAUUGUCGGAACAAACUCCUUGGGGCAAAUUGAAAUCAAAGGUUUCAUAGAYUUCAAUGAUAUGCAAUAUUCCUAUAGGGUAUUAGAUGUAGGGGUAGCUCUUGGCAGCCUUAUGGUAGAAGCUUGGAAAAGGAAUUUGGAUGUUAUUCAGGCCUGUAAUCAGGUGAUAAAAGGCUACCAAUCGGUAUUCCCGUUGACAGACUUCGAGGUUGAUAAGUUGUUCAUUGUAGCACAAGCCCGCAUAUGUCAAUCACUUGUACUUGGAGCCUACUGGAAUGAGAUUGCGCCUGACAAUUCCUACGUGGCUUCCACAGAGAAAGGAAGUUGGCARGUUUUGGAAAGACUUCGGUUAUUAUCCGAGUGUAAAAUCUUGAACCAGUGGAAAGCCUUGUAGUUUCCAUCUGGAGAUUAACCUGAAAGUCAAUGAUUCCCCAUCCCUCAACUAAAUCUCAUAAGAGUCCUAGUCAAGCGUUUCAACUGAAAAAAUCUCAUAUAUGACUUUUUGUAGAUAAUUAUGGGUUGUUUGACAAUUGUUAGAUGGUAAUAACAAUCCCUUUGUCCCCUUUCGCUUAUGACUUAMAGGUUAGUGCUGUAAAAAAACACAACAACAAAUGUUCCUGUUCACGUGACUGAUCCUUUUAGUUCACAGUGUUCAAUGGAAACAUUUUAUUAUCUUACAAAACAUCGUUCGUUAUCAUCUAAAGAAUGUACUGAGAAAGUAUUUUCAUACAUUUUAAUUUAAUUUAAUUUUUUAUUUAAAAUUCAAUUUCAGAAAUACUACCUACUUUUAUUAUUGUAUGAUUGGACGAGAACUUUAAUAAUCAUAUCAGUUUUGAUUGGGCAUACAUUAAAAUUAAUUGACUACACCUAAUUGUAAAAACGUUGUCAUGUUCAAUGGGUGAAAUCAUUGRAGCUAAGACCGAAUGGGAUUUUGGGUAUUCGAAAUUUUACAUCAUAUUUUCCUAAASAUGGAGUUUAAUUCAUCAACUCAUUUCACAAAAAAGGCGAUGGCAAUUUUAAUUGUAUUUAACAUAUCAGAAAUUUGUGAAAUAAGAUAAAUAUUAUACCGUGAAAAGUAUGUGAAAUUAUGACUUUAAUAUACUGACGUUUGUCUUUUAUAGUUAGCAAACAGGGACCGAUCCAGCAUUUUAUAAGUGGAGGUACUUUUGUCGUUAAUAAUAUAUACCUAAAAACUAAGUGUAGCAGAUGGCACUUAUCAUUUUUGUUAGCUUGGUAUCUAGAAAAAGAAAAAUAUGCACAAUUUGACCGAAAGGAAAAUUGACUUUUAUUGCAACGGUAUCUUUGACUACACUACUCAACUAGAUUGUUAAGCUGCAUAGUGGCAGACACGUGUUGUGUAUUGAUACUAACGUUGUUUUAUCAAGAAGAGUAUGAACAGCACAAAAACGUUAAUAYUGAUAUAUAAAAAAGAUAUGUCGUUCGAAAAGGGGGCCUGCGUCCGCACCCAAAGCACCU
This is a messenger RNA of Exaiptasia diaphana, 2288 nucleotides long. RefSeq names its product hydroxylysine kinase. The record is from RefSeq and is a predicted model, not a curated record. The transcript has 2 exons. The coding region runs from base 64 to 1206 and encodes 380 amino acids. Gene Ontology annotation, molecular function: amino acid kinase activity. Lineage: Eukaryota; Metazoa; Cnidaria; Anthozoa; Actiniaria; Aiptasiidae.